GCACAAUGUAUCCCAGAUUUGUUAUUCUACCCGCACUAAUAAGAUGCGAACCGGCAACUACCUGCAUUGUGCCAGAAGGCAGCGUAUACACUGUUUGACCCGAACACAAGAAGUGAGUGAACUCCUUGGGUGGAGGUUGGCGCACCUUCCAGCUUGUUGAUGUUUAUCAAGACCUCUGUUCAUGUCGUCACUGCUGAAGAGCUUCAAGCAAAGUCAUGGGCGUGCUGUUCCGCGGUAGUGCCCACUCUGUCAUAUCUGCAAGUAAAGCAUUAGAAUGCGACUGCCUCAGCAAAGAGUUGUAUAAGCAUGGCUGGAGUAUAUGAGGGCCUCUUCUCGCCUCCCAGGGUUUGUUUGGAACUUCUUCUAUCAGCAUUCCGACAUACAUCAACAUUGGCACACCCUUGGAUUUUGAUCCAAUUGUUAGCUACCUAUCUCCAUCCACCGGUAUUCUUGCAGUAUCUUCUUCUGCCCUGCUCCUCUUCAAUCUACACUGCCACUCACCAGGCCCUUGAGUCCUCUAGUCCAUAAUCUUGUUUUAAGAGGCGCAGAAAACAUGCAUCUCCAACAUCUCCUCUCGGCCUUUGCUUUGGCAGCCGGCGUGUCUGCCCAGAUCGAGGACCUCGAGACAUCGAAAGAUUUCCACCUCUAUAUCACGGAGAGCUCCAACUCGACGCUGGUCGGCUGGUCCAUCUUUGCCUGUCACGUCGGACCCCUGUCCAGGGUCUUGUGCAUCACAGAUGACGGCAUCCUCGAACACGCCAGCGCGUUUACCCACCAGCAUAAGCCCGAGGACGACGAGGACGAGGACGAGGACGACGAGGACGAGGGCAAGGGCGCAAUUGGCCCGCUGCUGUCCAAGGCAUACUACAAGCAAGGGGCCGAGACCAAGUUUGUCGAGUCGAUGAUGGUUGUGGGCACGCAACUCUGGUCGGACCUCGCCAUCCCCUCGCUGCAAGUCAACGACGACGACUACAGCCCCGUAGGGUUUGAUGAUGACGACAACAUGUACCUGGCCGCCUAUGGCGACGGCAGCCACGAGGCGCCGGCCGACAAGGUCACCCCAUGGGACCCGUCGCAUGCAAUGUACAACUGGUACGCCUGCCGUGACACGCAUGUCAACAGCUACACUUAUCAUGCCAUCAACUGGGCUCUGGUGCCUCCUCCAAACGAGCCAGGCUGCGAUUCUGUCACUAUUCAUCGGGUUUUCGAGUGAGGUUGUUUCUACAAGGAUAUCCGGUCCGUGGACUGUGGAUGUCAGGCUCCCAUUGAAGUGGUUCUCGGGUUUUGGUGGAUCCAGUUGGGUGAAUCAGGGGUUUUCUAUGCACUUUAUGGUUUUUUGAUUGUUACUUUGUAGAAUUGUACGGUAUUAGUUGAUGACCAG
Pyricularia oryzae 70-15 is the source of this 1381-nucleotide messenger RNA. RefSeq lists its product as uncharacterized. The transcript is spliced from 2 exons. The record is from RefSeq and is a predicted model, not a curated record. NCBI's taxonomy places the organism in Eukaryota, Fungi, Ascomycota, Sordariomycetes, Magnaporthales, Pyriculariaceae. Bases 554 to 1213 code for a protein of 219 amino acids.